Molecule: messenger RNA, 2200 nt
Organism: Gossypium arboreum
Lineage: Eukaryota; Viridiplantae; Streptophyta; Magnoliopsida; Malvales; Malvaceae
Product: thioredoxin-like 2-1, chloroplastic
Exons: 4
Coding region: 95-700 (201 amino acids)
Biological process (GO): cell redox homeostasis
Source: RefSeq, a predicted model, not a curated record
CUCCAAUCCUUUUUUACUUUCGCCUAUAUAAAUCAAUGCUUAAAUCCCACCAAAAGUAUACCAAUAUCUUUCGAAUCUCUAGACACUAGAGUAGAUGGCAGAUGCUAUUAGAUUGUCGGCGUCGUCGUUUCAUUGUUCAACGUUUCUCACUUCCUCCUAUGCAUCCACCACCUUGAACUCUCCACAAGCGGCUUUUUCUCUUUCACCCAAAUUUAAUUUUGAUAGGAAAAUCUGUAAUCUUUCUUCUUCUUUUGCCGGCGUUGCUCCUCUUCCUUUGAAUUCCACUAAGCAUUUGCUGUCUUUCAAGGUGCAUGCAACUAUGACUGAAACAAGCAAACCCAAAUGGUGGGAGAAAAAUGCAGGGCCGAAUAUGAUUGACAUUCACUCUACUCAAGAAUUUACGACUGCCUUAAAUGAAGCUGGAGAUAGAUUAGUUAUUGUUGAGUUUUAUGGAACUUGGUGUGCUUCUUGCAGAGCUUUAUUUCCCAAGCUCUGCAAAACUGCCCAAGAACACCCUGAAAUUUUGUUCCUCAAAGUCGAUUUUGAUGAGAAUAAGGCUAUGUGUAACAGUUUGAAUGUUAAGGUGCUUCCUUAUUUCCAUUUCUACCGUGGGGCGCAUGGACAACUCGAAUCAUUUUCGUGUUCGCUUGUCAAGUUUAAAAAACUUAAGGAUGCUAUUGAAAUGCACAGACAACCGUGAGAAAACGCUAGUCCAUUUAAGGGAGUUGGAGACUUGAAUGCUGAAUCUGUAUCAGCUCCGUUCGAAAAGCCUGCAGCAUCAAACUAAACACGUACGUGUUUCGUUACAUAGUAUGCUGAUUGCCAUGAUAUUUGCCUCUGCAGUAUCAACAUAUUUCUGUAUUUUCCCAUUUUUAUAAGUAGAAAAGAAUAUACUAGGUAGAAAUUCUUAGCUAGCUGCAUUCUUUUUCAGUCUUAUUCUACCCCUUGUAAUGUAACCUCGAAAUUCAAUUGUAAAUCAGAUUCACAUGUCUCUGUUGGAUUAGUAUUUGUUUUUGGUACAGGGGUGUAGGCUACCCAACUUGUUUUAUUUAUAUAUACACAGCAAAAACAGACGCCUGGAUCUGAUCUUUCACGAAUUUGGAGUUAUUAAAUCUACUUAAAAUCUGAAAAUUUAUCGUGCUGGCUGGCACUUGCCUGACAGCAAUGAAACCUAGCAAGGAGCUCAAAUAUAAUAAAUUAUAUAAAAAAAAAAGGGAAGAAUUGCUGUGAAGAUAUGUGGCUAACUUUGAAGGCAAACUACAAUGUUUUUUGUUCUCUUCUAGUUGGCUUUGCCUUUCUUGUGUGAACCCUCAAUUUAUUGUUGGAAGAGUUUGUACUUUCUCUACUUUUUUUUUGCUCCUCUCCCUUCAUUAAAAGCAACAAUAUUCAGACAAAGCCAAACAUAAGAAUCGGCACUUUUGGUGGUUAAGAACUAUCAACUUUGUUUCUGAUCCAUCAUUGUAUUCACAAUUUCAACAUUGCCAUUUAAUUCAACCACACUCUGCGGUAUCUUGUACGAAUAUCCCACUUUCUGAUUACAAAAUUCUAGACCAUGGAUGUUUGAUAGGCCAUUAACAACAGUUUCCAACUACAUGCAUGUCGUCACAGAUUGAAAAACUGUCUCAAAAGAAGAUGAAAAUGGUGAAUUUCAUCCACCACCCACAAACACAAAAUUAAACUACAGCUGGAAAAUGGACCCCUUUCCACUUUCCAUACAAUGAUAUCAAGUCCACUCCAAAAGAACAGAGGAAUCUUUGCCCCAUCCUUGAACUUUUAAAAGGAUCAUCAAUCAUAUCAGCUUAGCUGCCUCUCAUUUUCGUUUUUCAUUUAUUAAAAGCUCAAGCAUCUCAUCCAAAUCCAUGAACACGACAAAAGAUAAAACAGAGACAAUAAUUUAAAGUUGCAGCAGAUAUUACAAUGCAUCUUCACAAAAGAUUAAAACUUUUUAUUAAAUGGCUGAUUCCGUUUUCAUGGUUGGACUUGGUUUCCUAAACCGAUUCCGUUUCUUCUUCGUCAAUAAUCCAUAUCAUGCUUAGAUAUAGCUUAUAUUAUUAAGAACUGAAAUCUUUUAACAAGUUUUUGUACAAUGGAACACUUUGAACUCACACUUUGGCGAAAUGCACUGCAAAAGCAGCCUUGAAGUAUGUUCUUGUUUAAUAACAGCAUCCGCUUUCUCCACAAGAACUGCCCCAACAAUCCU